AUGGGUUUCAAAUUACAAAAAUUUUCCAAGAUUAUAGGUUUGGGCGGCAAACAUAAAUCAAAGGAUACUGAAACCAAACAACAAGAUAGUUCGACGGGGAAAAUUGUGCAAGAGUCGCAAUCCCCUAGGUUGGAGAACAAGAAAGGCCAAAUACAGAAUGAAAAUAUUGACACUGCCAUUCAAGAACGGCAACCGUCUCCCGUCGAAGAAGCUCAAACAGCACCAGUGGAGCAAAACCGAGCAGAGGUGCGAGUGAGUUCCGUUCCAGAAGAGAGGUUACACAGCGGCAGCUCUUCCAUUCACGGUUCUCAUUUCGUGACAGGUUCCUUUCCACUCUGUGAGCAGGAGAAUGCAAAGGGAGACAAUUUGGAAGCACAGGAAGUUCAUUUCCGUGUAAUAAAUACCCCAACUGAAAGUAGCGAUGAAAUUAACAUUUCUCUUGACCACAGCGAUGAGAUUGAGAGCGCAGCGCAUAGCUCCAAGCCCGCUUCGGACCCUGGGACCUCGGAACCACGUUCGGUUUCUUCGAUGAAGCAGAAAAGUGAUAAAUCUGAAACUCUGAAGAGGAUUAGCUGUGAGACGGUCUCCAAGCCGAUACGGCCUCACGCGGGUGAACACGUUCCCAAGUGUUCGUCAUCUUUUUCUGAAUCCAAAUCGGUAAGUUUGGACAAAGACAAAGACCAGCAUUCGACGAAUACUUGCAAGGAUGCUAAAAGAAGCCGUUCGAGGCAGCAAACGAACAGGAUUGAAACAACACCCGUUUUUAGGAAAAAAAGCGUCGAUCGCAAGCAUGUAGCAGUAAAGGAAGUCUAUCAUCCCUCGUGCGUCAAGAAAGUCAACUAUGAAGGGUCAGAUGUGCAAGUCUCUUCUCGGCAUGAAAUUGUGCGGUCAAGUGUGGCAGUGUCUCCGAGUGUCGUGCCCUGUGGGGAUUCAGCAGCCUCAAAUGGACGUGCGAGGCCUCCCUCGAAUUCAAAAGCACAUGCUUUUCGGAUUAAUCAAAUUUCUAGCUACGGGGUUGAGAAAAAACGCUCGCCAUCAAUGUCUUCUGAUCGUCGUUCUGUAAUUUCAGGCUUAACAUCUUCUCAUCUCUCAGGACCGCGUUCUCCUCGUUAUUUAUUGCCAAACCGCAAAAGGGACCCUCUUUUACACGGACGUUGCGCUCCAAGAAACGUUGUGAACCAAGACAAGGAUGGCAUCGCACCCGAUGUGUUGGAAGUCAUUUCGAAAUGUAGUCAAAAGGGACGAAGCUCGCAGCCUCUGAAGCGUGGUCUCCCUUUGCGUGUAUCACCUCAUCAGCGGAAUGGUUGCUUACAAUAUGCGGGAUUACACGCAAAACUCAUGACUAACGUGGUGCAGGAUUUGUCACUCACCCAAGGAUCAUCGGAUCAUUCAACCCCAAAACGAUACAGUGGAGAACGUGAGAUGCGUCACUCAGGGCACAAUCAUGUGAAUCCUGUAGAUGCAGAGUGUGAGCCAUUAUGGAGCUCGAACUCUUCGACCUUGUCUUUGUCGUCUCCACCACAUGGCGUGGAAAGACCCCACAGGACACCCUUGCGUAAAGAAAGGUCUUCCCGUAGUAGCCAUCAGUCUGUAGAGCAGCGACGUGAAAAUUACGAAAGAGGUAUGAGUUUGCCCCAACGUAAUAGCUAUAGAAAUGCGUUACCAAACCAUCAUCUAGCCUCUCACAUAUCCCCGUGUCGCUGUGGGUUUCAACGCGGCCAUGUAGCUGACGAUCAUCGCGACCUCCGAGGAUAUCGGGAAUCCCGUUCGACAGGAAACUGUUUACCCCGCCAUAGUCCAAGGCCUGGGGAAAUUGAGACUGACAACGACUCAUUCUCAGGCUACGCCCAUCAUUCGACCUCGUUGAGCUCCCCGCUACGACGGGACACUUCAGGCUUGCGUCCGGCUAGAAAUGUGAUGUUGGGUCGUCAGUAUUUGAAAACUAGCCCGACGCACAUGCUAAGCCGCCGCACUUCUCCGAAAGCGGCACCUUCUACCCAUCUCUCGUCCCAACGCGAAGCGUCUGCAUCCGAGGAAGAGUACAUUCUGGAUGAAGUCCAGUAUAAGUUAGACCUACUUGCUGAGGAAAUUGCGAAUCGUGACUAUAAAAUAGAGCAAGAAAUGCGGUCAAGUCCGUGGAAGCGUCUUUACCAUCACAGUAAUCGUCAAGAACGGGAGGAGAGGCGUGCUUUGGUGGCUCAGUUCAAAAAGCUCGCGAAAAUUCGUGGGAAGAUUGAAAAUGGCACCAUCCAUGAGGAGAUCAAAGCCCGAAAGGACCGGAUACGCAAGCAGGAAGAAGUCCUGAACGAUCCAAAUGGCGUUUACCUGCGUUUGUACAAUGCGAGACAUAGCGCCCGCACUACUGAAGGCAGCCCGAACACGAGCCGAGGCAGCUACUAUGGUAGCACCUCAGGCAGCGCACAUGGCCGUGUUCAAAGGAAGCAAGGCGGAUCCGAUGGGCGACGGGGCCGCGGUAACGCUUCUACGUUCGCCUCUCCAUCGGUGUCUGGUCGAUCUGGAGACCACAGCCAUGGGGCGGUUCGCCGCACUGAGGCCCAACGGGAAGCCUUCUUUAGCAAUAUGUACACCAGAGCAAUGACCGAAGUUCGAGAGAAGGAAAAAAAGGUCCAGACAGCACGCAAAGAGAAAGAACAGCACGAUUUGGAUGAGCUUGUGAUAUCCCGCCUGACGGCGCGUGUUGAGCGUGACCUUCUUCACGGGCGGCAUUAUCGAAACAAGGAUCCUCUCGCUGUGGCCCAGAGCAAAUGGAAAAAACAAGCUAGCAAGGAGGAUAGCGCUGUACAGACUUUCGUCAACCAGCUCAUUCACGGCCCCAAGCUUUCUCUGAGUGAACAAAAAAGGAUGGCGUCCCGGCUUACUGUGCAAGGCUAUAUCAAACCAGAGACCCUACAAAAAAAACAGGAGGAACAGGAGAUGAAGGGGUGCACAUUUCACCCUUGCAUUGGAGAUUAUGCUGGUCUGAAUAACUCCGCACGACGAAGUGCAGUUUCUCCCAAUGCAGGUAACCGGAAGGGAAGCGAUAGCGGUUUAUCCCGAACCGAUGGCUCUGAAUAUAGAGGGAAAUCUACUGGAAAGAGAAGUGACGGCAGGAUAGCCGAAAAUUGUUGCAACAACCUGUACAAGAAAGCUUUGCAGGGAAGGGAGAGAGAGGAGGAGAGAAGAAAGGAGUAUGAACGGCAGCAGCGCCUCAAUAUACUAAAAAGCCGAUUGUCUAGCGACCAUCACUUUCGAAGACGGGUUGAGCUAAACCCAUCUUUGGCGGAACAUUUUAUGAGUUCACUUUCUGUAUAA
Molecule: messenger RNA, 3312 nt
Organism: Phytomonas sp. EM1
Lineage: Eukaryota; Euglenozoa; Kinetoplastea; Trypanosomatida; Trypanosomatidae
Source: the annotation of a GenBank genome assembly